AUGAACGUCUUGCACCGAUCCCAAUCUACAAACAACUUGCGCACACAUAUCAAAUCCCACUUCGAGGCCGAGGAUGAUGUUCUGGGGAAGGGAGACAAGGGCGGCCGUGUGAGCCAGAAGGAACAGGAUGAAGCGAUCAGCUGGAUGGACGGGUGCUCUAAGGCAGACUAUUCCUCAACGAACAAUCUUCACUCACAUUUGCAAAUCCACAAGGAGUUUGUUGCUAAGGGUGGCAACGAAGGGGGACGUGCCACUCAAAAGCAGAUUGAUCGUGCAAGCAGCUGCUGUUUUGUGGGUCUGGUCGACGUCGAGAUUGGCAAGUCUCUCGAGGAUAAGCCGUCACAACAAACAGAAAGUGCAAGCGUCGAGAGCCAAUUCAGACAAUUCUGA
This is a messenger RNA of Aspergillus japonicus CBS 114.51, 390 nucleotides long. RefSeq lists its product as uncharacterized. Lineage: Eukaryota; Fungi; Ascomycota; Eurotiomycetes; Eurotiales; Aspergillaceae. The record is from RefSeq and is a predicted model, not a curated record. The transcript is spliced from 7 exons. Bases 1 to 390 code for a protein of 129 amino acids.